This is a messenger RNA of Limulus polyphemus (Atlantic horseshoe crab), 7378 nucleotides long. RefSeq lists its product as uncharacterized. Gene Ontology annotation, cellular component: cytoplasm; cytoskeleton. The transcript has 17 exons. Lineage: Eukaryota; Metazoa; Arthropoda; Merostomata; Xiphosura; Limulidae. The coding region runs from base 123 to 3608 and encodes 1161 amino acids. The record is from RefSeq and is a predicted model, not a curated record. Gene Ontology annotation, biological process: signal transduction. Gene Ontology annotation, molecular function: protein binding; GTPase activator activity.
AUGGCGUGUUGAGAGAUGUUUGCAAUAAGAGUGGUGAGUGAUCAUUUCUGUGUGGAAGCUUGACUUUUGUGAAGAAUGCGGUUUUUCGAAUUUUGAUUUUAUUGUGCCAAAAGGAAACAAAAAUGGCAGCUGAAAGAGUGGACUGGGUGGAGAUCAUUGAACCCCGAACACGGGAGCACAUGUAUGCUAAUCUGAUCUCAGGAGAAUGUGUCUGGGAGCUUCCUCCUGGUGUCAUGGUGAAAAAGACAGAUGAGAAUCAGUGGUGGGAGCUGUUUGACCAAAAUACUUCUCGUUACUAUUACUAUAAUCCAAGCACUCAGAAGACAGUGUGGCAAGCACCCCAGAACUGUGAUAUUAUCCCACUGGCAAAACUUCAGACACUGAAACACAACACAGAAGUCCAGGAUGAUUGUGAAACAAUAUUGUUCAAAAAAGAAACUGUAGCCACACAAACAAGUUCAAAAAGACCUAGUAAAGAAGAAUCCUCAAAUAAAUUUCCUAUGGUCUGUGCUGCAACUCAGACCAGUCCUUCUGCUUCACCUCAACCUCGUAGGAAGCAUCAUCACCACCACCAUCAUCACCGUCACCACCGUUCUCACAAGCAUGAUUCAGUUUUGCCAACAUCAACUCCACAUCACUCCUCCUUGUCUCACCAACUUCCCACUGCUGGCGCCCCCAGAGAAGAACAAUGUACACAGAAUCACUCCAGUCAGACAACAUCACGAUCCCAAGACUCUGGUCGUUCUAGUGAUUCCAGUUCUAUUUCACAAAGCCAUAGCUCCCUUGAAAGUGGUGCAUAUUCAAGGUUAAGGACAAAGCCAGAAUCUGAAUGUUCAUUUGACAGUUUUGAAUCUGCUUCUUCUACAAACAAAAAGUCUAACCAGCAGGAGUCUUUGAGGAAAACUGGAGGAGCUUUGAAUGAAGAGUUUGUGUUUCACCAUCCAUUUUUAGCAUCACCAGCUCCACCUGUGAGCAACCCCAUUACUAGAAAAGGGUCAUUUGAUUUAUCUCGAGCUUCAAGUUUUAGUUCCUGUCGUGUAAAGAACACAGACUCACCAAGAACAUACUUAAAAAUUGGAUGUUUAGCCAAAGAACAAAGAAGUGGACAAAAUGGACAGUCUCUCUUCUUGUCUAGUCCAUUAAGGAGUAAUUCUGUGGAAGAAACUCUGCCUCCUCCUCAGAGGCGUCACUUUAGUGAAGACUUAUCUGCUAGUCAACGGGAACGUCUCAGAUUUCUUGAUCAUUCCUACCGUCCAUCAGAAUUGGGUACAGAAAAGUGUUUAAUCAAUGGUUUGUGUACACCUGGAGUAAAUAGAAGGUACAUAUCUCGAAGUGGAUCUCACAGCACGGAUAGCAAUAUGUCUAGUCCACAUAGUCCAGUUGUACCUCACUCUUCAGACUUCAGAGGAAGAACUUCAGACAGUUCUCCACAAUCUUUUGAUUCUUCAGGUCAAGGAGCUGAUAGUGGUUUGGUAUCCCAAGGAAGCCACAUCUCUUUGGAAGGUUAUCAUUCAGCUAUUCCUGAUCAAGUGUCAGUGGUAUAUAGCAGUAAAAACUCCAAACUUAACACUUCAGCAUCAGAAAAAGGCACAAAAUCAACUUGUCAUCAUGGAAGCAGUGAAAAUGCACUGGCCCGUUAUUUUCAGAGAGUUGUUUCUUGUGAACCUCAAUCAUCAGCAAAGAGUAAACAACCUCGAAUUCCUCCACCGGAGAAUGAAGAGCCCACUCCUCUGUUCAGUAACUUGGACUGUUCAGGGCUAUGGGAUUACAAAGACGAUGGCAAUUCCUAUUUCUUUCCCUUGCAGAAUUUUCUUCUUGAAGAAGCCAAACUGUCAGGAUAUAGCAACUUUUCAGACUCACUUUCCCAAAGUGAUGAAGAUUCUGAUGGUGAUCUUGAAGAAGAUGAUGGAACUUUUGCAGAUGAUGAACGAAUGAGUCAACAAGAUUCUUCAGAAGAAGAAGGCCUAGAUGAAGCUAGACUUAUGACUGAUGAUGACUAUCGAACUUAUGCUGAACCCUAUUCACCUCCUUUUUAUCACCAAGACCAACCUGACCAUAGACAACCAGUUACUACUCAACCUCCAUCAUGGCUAGAGGAAAGUGAUAAACAUAGUAGCAGGAUAUAUUCGUCAAUUUCUCCUUCCCGCUCAGAUAGCCAACGUGCUUUGUCAGGGUUGAUGUUUAAUCCAGACAACCAGAAGUCUUCCCGCUCUCCUCCUCUUUACUCUCCUGUUUUGGAAAAAUCCCAGUUUUUUCAGAAGGAAAUAAUGUUUGGUGGAGGGCACAGUCCACUAAGUCCAGCAUCCUUAUUGACAGACAAAAGAAUCACUGCAGCCAGAUUGACCAGGUCACUUAAUAGACAGGAAGCUUUGUUAAUGGGCAAUGCAUUGAUGUCUGAUAAGAAGCUGCUGCCAGAAGAGGAUAUUGUAAAGUAUGCAGAGGACAAUCUCAACAUACAUAAAAAAGGAAUUUUCAGAAAGAAGUUUACCAUUAGAGACAUGCUUUCAUGGUCAAAGGAUCCCAUAAGAAAACCUAUGAUAAUGACAACCGAAAAAUCUUUGAAGCAAGAUGCACGUGAACUAUUUAAACUGAUCCAGGUUUAUAUGGGAGAUCGUAAGGCAAAAACUGGUCAGACUGUAGACAGAGUGGCUUUAGACAUUGCCACAAAGGGGUGGUGCAAAGAAGCCCUUCGUGAUGAACUUUUUAUCCAGAUUUCACGACAGACUACCAACAAUCCUCAUAGGGGAAGUCUGAGGCAAGGCUGGGAGCUGAUGGCCAUUUGUCUUUAUUUUUUUCCACCAUCUGUCAAGUUGCAUCCAUAUUUAGAAAGUUACAUCAAUCGUCACAAAGAAGAUACUACACUUGAUAUUCCUCAGUUGAGGUUGAGCCAUUAUGCUACUGUCUGUAGUAAAAGAUUAGAAAGAAUGGGACAGUUGAGGGCCAAGAAAGGGCCUAUGUGUAGAAAACCUACAAUUGAUGACAUUGAGCAUUCAAGGCUUCAAAUUUUCCGAGUUUCCAUGUUUGGGAAUAAAUUGGAAGAUGUGAUGACCCUUCAGAAAAGAAAGUAUCCAAGUCGGAGACUUCCUUGGAUCCAGACUACUCUAUCUGAACUUGUUUUAAAACUGAAUGGAGCUCAAACAGAGGGAAUAUUCAGGGUUCCAGGAGAUAUUGAUGAGGUAAAUAUAAUGAAAGUGAAGAUGGAUCAAUGGCAGCUGGUAGAAUGUAACGACCCUCAUGUUCCUGUGUCACUUUUGAAACUCUGGUAUCGGGAACUUUAUGAACCCCUUAUUCCCCACAUAUAUUAUGAAGAAUGUAUCGAAAACUGCUGUGAUCCUGUAAAAGCAAUAGCCAUUCUACAUAGGCUGCCAGAGUUAAACCGCUUAGUCCUUGCAUAUUUAAUCAGGUUCUUACAGGUAUUUGCUGCAGAGGAAAAUGUUGCAGUUACCAAAAUGGACUCAAACAACCUUGCCAUGGUGAUGGCACCUAACUGUCUGCGAUGUACUUCAGAGGAACCACAAGUAAUAUUCGAAAAUGCAAGAAAAGAGAUGGCAUACCUGAGAACAUUGAUUCAGAAUCUUGACACCAAUUUCAUGGAAGGAAUUGUGUGAUAUAUCUAUAUGACUUCGAAAAUACAUGUUGCAUGGAAGUGCCUUUUUUUAAGAGGCUUAACCAGUUUUCAGUAUUACAUUCUUGUAAUCUCAAACUGAAUUUUAUGGAAACAACUUAACAAUGACUAUCACUCAAAAGGUAUAUACAACAACAGAGAACUUGUGCAUUACUAAAAUAAUAUAAUGUGCUUCAUAUUUUUUAAAAAUAUUUAAUAUGUUGUUUUAUGUUUUUUCAACAAAAUGCUAUGCUACUAUCCUAGUCUGUUUUUUGUUUGGUGCAUACUUGAGAAACAAACAAAUAACAAAACAAGUGCAUGUGAGAUAAUGCAACGAUGCAGAGGAAAUUAAGAAUACUCACUGACAGAAGAAUUGGAGUAGCAAAAUGUGUUAAUACAGCUUCUUUCUAAAAUGUAUAUUUUUAUCUUUGUUUAGCCAAACACAAGAAACUUUAGAAAUACAGCUAAUAAAGAGUGUUGCUUUAGGUAGCUAUUUUGUAAUGUUUUGAAUUGUUGAUAUUUGAUAAAAUUUCUUUAUAAAUAUAGUAUAAGUUCAAAUUAGGCACAUGUACGUUUUUGUAUAGUAGCUUGACAGUAAGUACCAGGUUUGGUUAUAUUUCAUAUUUAUUCUGGUGAUUUAUUACAUAUAAGUGGGUGUGGUAGAAUUGCAUGUAUUUUUCAUUAUUUCCUGUUUCUUGGGUAUGUAGAUUAUAUUCUAUGUUCUCAAGAAUCAAAUUUUAAGUAUUAACUAGGAAUGAUUAAUGUAUAUAUAGACAUAUAAAUCACAUAAAAAAGUUUAUUCAAAACUCUUGAAUAGGAAUGAUUUUUUCUUUCAGUAAAACAUAUUCAUAAUGUUGAAAUCAAAACUUUAACCAAUAAGUCUACCUUUAACUUUUUGAAACUAUGAUGUUUGCAUAAGAUCCGUCUGUUUAGCUAAAAGCAAAAUGGCAGAACUUCAUUCAUUUAAUGUUUUUUUUAAUAAAGGUGCUCAUUGCUGAAACUUGGUUUAAAUAUAUUAUGCUCCUGAAGUUUUAAAAUCAAUAUCUUGAUAUCAUUUUCUCUAUAUGUCAAUUAAAUCAGUUUAAAAGAUUUUAAAUUCUUUAAUUUAAUUGGAAAAGUUGAAGUUCAGUUACUUAGUAUCAUUUCAAACCUGGUACACAUAUUCCAUUAUAACACAGCUGUCAGAUGAAGAGCUUUGAACUGUGUAAAAUAAGCUUUUAAAUGUCCAUUUUUAUGCACAAUAUAGUGGUUAAUUGCUAUAAAGGUAAAAACGAGGUAGUUUAUGUUUUGGUAAGCUUCAUUAAUAUACAUAAUUUCAAUUUUGAAAAAAAGAACAUUUUUUAUAUACGCUAAGUGUUUUAAUACAUGAUACAGUUUUGUAAUGCUGAUAAAAGCUGAGGAUAUAUUUGUCUUUGUGCUAUUUUUGUAUUUUACUCUUUUCAUAACAAUUAGUAACAAAUUAUCAACAUAUCACUAACCUAUAGCACUGAUUGCUUAUUGAAAUCAAAAAGUUAUUUUUAUCUAAAAAAAUUAAACUUCUGCUAUUUUUGGAGUCAGUAAAUAAAACCACUAAGAAGCUAUCUAGCCUUUGAAGUGACAAUCAGUUUAUUUUUUAUGUAAGAUAGUGUAAUAAAAUAACAAGAAUAAAACUAAUAAUUUUUUUUAACAUUUAAUCACAAACAUAUCCAGUAUAGGUUUUCAGUAAAAUAAUUAAGUCAUGUGCUCAGUAUUACUUUUGAGUAAGACUAUUGUUUAGACUUGCCUGGCUCAAUGAGCAUUAAUUUUGAAAACAACAACUUAUAAACAAGAGUGUACAAUAAAGUAAUUGAAAUACUGAUAAUGCACUCAUCUUGUUUAAAAACUGGCUUGAGAUUUUUAACAAUGUUUCAGAACUUAUUAAUAAGCUUUUAAUAAUCUUUUAUCAUACUUUCUAGCUUAAAAAAUGCUUAAUGCUGAUUUGGUGUUGUACACCUAUGAUGCAAUAUCAUUUACUUCUUUCAUUAAUGAUAUGAUAAAAAAGAAGUAGAAAUAAAUUUUUUAAGACUAAAAACUAGAAUGUUGUAAUUUUGUAUAAAAUGUGUUUAUCAAUGUACUAUGAUAAAAGUGUUCAAAGUAAUGUAAAUGUCAUUAUAUUUUAUAAUUAUGAAUUGCUUGCAAGCUACCUCAGUCUAUUAAUUUUACUAUAUCUUUAUUAGUAGUAGUUCUCUGUGUAUCUUUUUCCACUGCUUUAUUAUGUAGGGCUUUUAUUAAUAUUGAACUUAUUGUAUGGUGUUCAUCUAAAUGUCUAGUAAAAAGAUUGUAUAACAUUUAUUUUGCAUUUAGGAUAGUUGUGCAUAAAAUAUUUAUUGUGGCUUUAGAAUUAUUGUUUAGGGAAAUAGCAUAGAUUGGUGUUGCCACACCAUUUUCUUAAACAGCUGGUUAGAGAUUCAGAAUGAAACUCAAAUAUAUAAAUUACUUGUUAAACAAGUUUUAGAUACUACCCUUUUAAAAGUAUUUGAGAAAAAUUAAGAAUAGUGGGAGUUGCACAAAAUCAUCCCCCCUAGAAAUAUUAAAAUGAGAAAAACAGUUUACAUUACUUUCAUUUAUUUUUAAUCAUUUUUAGAUAUUUUUAGCAAUGUAGGUACAAAUAUUUUGUGAUAUUACUAACUUCCUAUAGUCUAGUGGCCACAUAAAUUGAUGUACCAAGUAGAUGCAGUACUGUAUAUGUAUUAAUGUGAGAAAAUUAAGCCUAACAUGACACAAACAAAGUUUUUGCUUUCUUAUGUGAUGUCACUUUAGUAAUGUAUUUAUAUCAUAAUUUCUUACACAUUUUUAAAUAAUAAUUUUUGAUGAAAGGGUUAUUUCACAUUUAGAACUCUCUUAAAAUAAUCAUCUAUGUAGGGUACAAUUUCAAAUUCUGAGACUUGGAGCAUAAAACUUGUGAAACUGAUUGUGGAUAGCACAUGAAUGUGUACUGAUGUGAAAAAAGUUACAAUGUUUUCUUUUUGUAUUAAUUUGCUUAUCUAUUAAGUGCCAAAACUUUAACUAUGUGAUCUGAACUUUCCAAUGAAGCCUUAUGUUUUGCUACCACCAAUGGAAUUUUAAUGUAACUGUAACAACAGGGAGUAUAAAAGUUUCUCAUAGGAAAUUAAAUUAAAUGAGAUAAAGCUUUAGAGAAAAAAAUAUGAGGAUUAAGGUUACAUUAAUUAGUAAUAGAAAAUGGUUUAACAGUUGAUUGGAAUUACAAUGAUCAUUAUAGUUUUCUUUUUAUGACUUUUAAAGAACAUUUAUUGAUAGUUUUGCAAUUUCUUUGCACAGUGAAAUAACAAAAAAGCACUUUUUUUAUUGUGCCAAGUGCAGUGCAGUGGCUAAUGUGUUAGAUUGUGGAACUAAGUUUCUAUGGUUUGUGUCCCAUUACCAUCAGAAACAUAAAAUCUUGAUGCACACUUUGAAGCAUGAGUGUGUUAUAAGAAUGAUGGUCAAAUUGCUUUUUUGUCUGACAAGAGUAGAUGUCUAGCUGCGUUCCUUAUAGUUCAUCACUUCAAAAUUAGCCUUGUGUAGCUUUGCAUGAAAUCAGACAAUGCUACAGUACACAGGAAAAUGGGGAAAACUGAAAUGCCUUAGAUAUAUGCUUAAUGACCUUCAGAAAAAUAAUAUUUUAUUUCUGUGGACUGUUUCAUCAAAGUAGUGUUCAAAAUUGAAGUUAAGCUACAAAAAAAUGCAUGUUGUAAUAUUUCAUUGCUUUUACUUUGAUUAGUUUUCUUCAUAUCUACAGAAAAAAAAUACUAUAAAAAG